GACGUGUCACCGUCCACCGAGGCAUUGUGGGAAGGGAAGUGGAGCCGCUGACGGCAGCUGAUGACAGGCUGUUCAUUUUGGUAGAAUAUCUUCGAUUAAUGUGUAGCUGCGCAAAAGGUAUAUUCAGCGGGAGGCGGCUUCGCUGUGAAGCUGAUGUGGAGGAGCUGUGAAGGAGGUGAACAUAUGCCGGUGUCACCGUGGCUUCCCCUCGUUCAGAGCAGAGAAGUGGAGUACUACCGUGUCAAUGGACCGCGGCGUUUCUGUAUUCUCUUCCAGUGGAGGAAAAUAAAGUAGCAACUGAUUAAUACCCUGCUGUGAAUGGGCGGCGGGGCCACUGCGCUCCCGCAUUCCGUAUCGUGUGAAGUUUCUUGAGGUUUUAUUUCCCGUCGCAGGCGCCGUUAAAGAUGUCGACCAGCAGUCCCGAGGCGGUGAAGAAAUUGCUGGAGAAUAUGCAGACAGACCUGCGGUCUCUCUCCAUGGAGUGCAAGAAGAAAUUCCCUCCAGUCAAAGAGGCUGCAGAGUCUGGCAUUGUGAAGAUUAAGACCAUUGCUGCCCGGAAUACAGACGUACUGACGGCUCUGAAGGAGAACAGCUCAGAGGUCGUGCAGCCUUUCCUAAUGGGCUGCGGCACCAAAGAGCCAAAGAUCACCCAGCUGUGCCUGGCUGCCAUCCAAAGACUCAUGUCCCAUGAGGUGGUGUCUGAGGCAGCGGCCGGGAACAUUAUAAACAUGUUGUGGCAGCUGAUGGAAUAUGGUUUGGAGGAGCUGAAGCUUCUACAGACGGUUCUUGUCCUGCUCACAACCAAUACAGUUGUUCACGAUGAAGUCCUAUCCAAGGCCAUAGUCCUGUGUUUUCGACUUCACUUCACAAAGGACAACAUCACCAACAACACAGCAGCUGCCACAGUCAGACAGGUGGUGACCGUGGUGUUUGAGAGGAUGGUGGCUGAGGACGAACGCUUCAAAGGUAUAGUGGAACAGCCUCCACCUGUCCAGGGGAACACCAACAGGCGCUCAGUCAGUACUUUGAGGCCCAGUGCAAAAGAUGCCUAUAUGCUUUUUCAGGAUCUGUGCCAAUUAGUCAAUGCAGACGCCCCCUACUGGCUGGUGGGAAUGACAGAAAUGACACGGACUUUUGGCCUAGAGCUGCUAGAAUCUGUCCUCAAUGAUUUCCCUGGGGUAUUUCUACAGCAUCAGGAGUUCAGUUUUUUGCUGAAGGAACGGGUUUGUCCGCUUGUUAUCAAACUCUUCUCUCCCAACAUCAAGUUCAGACAAGGCAGCAGCAGCGCUGCCUCACCAGCACCUGUGGAGAAACCUUACUUUCCUAUCUGCAUGAGACUGCUUCGUGUGGUGUCGGUCCUCAUCAAACACUUCUACAGCUUACUAGUGACUGAAUGCGAGAUUUUCUUGUCUCUGUUGGUGAAGUUUUUGGAUGGGGAGAAACCACAGUGGCUCAGGGCAGUAGCUGUGGAAUCAGUCCAUAGGCUUUGUGUACAGCCACAUUUAUUACGGUCGUUCUGUCAGUCAUAUGACAUGAAGCAACACUCAACAAAGGUAUUCAGAGACAUUGUGAAUGCUCUGGGCUCCUUCAUCCAGUCGCUCUUCAUUGUCCCCAAUUCAGGCAUCACUCCUGCUGUCAGUUUGCCUGCUGGUUCUUCAGGCUCGGGUGCUCAGGGCGCAGCACAGGGCGGCCCAGGGACAGGAGGGGUGGGUAGUAAUCUGACCACACAGGCUGCAUUUGAAUACCGCGGUACCUGGAUCCCACUAAUGACUGUUAGUGUUCAGGGCAGUGCCAAGGCCACCUAUCUUGAGAUGCUGGACAAGGUGGAGCCCCCGUCUAUUCCAGAGGGCUAUGCCAUGUCUGUGGCCUUCAGUGCUCUGCUGGACCUGGUCAGGGGCAUCACCUCCAUGAUAGAAAGAGAGCUGUCCAAAGAGGAGGACCUGGCUGCUGAAUUCAGGGAGGGUCACCCAGACCAGGAGUGGCAGCCACAGCCUGGAGCCCACCUGGUGUGGGAAGAGAUGGUCAGUGCCUGUUGGUGUGGUCUGCUGGCAGCGCUGUCACUGCUGCUGGAUGCCAGCACGGAUGAGACGGCGACCGAGAACAUCCUGAAAGCAGAGCUGACCAUGGCCUCCCUGUGUGGUCGUCUAGGGCUGGUGACACCACGAGAUGCCUUCAUCACCGCCAUCUGCAAAGCUUCUUUGCCACCGCACUAUGCUCUGACCGUGCUGAGCAGCAACAGCAUCAACCUCUCCAGCAAAGCCUACUCCAUCCAGGGCCAGUCCGUGCAGAUUAUCAGUCCCUCCAGUGAAUCUCAUCAGCAGGUGGUGGCUGUGGGGCAGCCACUCAGUGCACAGCCCCAAGGCACUGUGGUGCUGACUUCAAAAAACAUCCAGUGUAUGCGAACCCUGUUGAACCUCGCUCACUGCCAUGGAGCUGUGCUGGGCACAUCCUGGCAACUGGUCCUGGCUACUUUACAGCAUUUAGUCUGGAUCCUGGGGCUAAAGCCAGCAGUGGGCGGUGCCCUGAAGCCUGGCCGAGCAGUGGAGGGACCCAGUACAGUGCUGACCACUGCAGUGAUGACGGACCUGCCUGUGAUCGCUAACAUCCUGUCCAGACUCUUUGAGAGUUCCCAGUACCUCGAUGAUGUGUCUCUCCAUCAUCUGAUCAACGCACUGUGCUCACUGUCCCUGGAAGCCAUGGAUAUGGCCAAUGGUAACAACAAGGAGCCAUCUCUCUUUGCAGUGGCCAAGCUCCUGGAGACCGGCCUGGUCAAUAUGGAUCGAAUUGAGAUCCUUUGGAGGCCCUUGACUGGUCAUCUACUUGAGAAGGUCUGCCAACAUCCAAACUCAAGGAUGAGAGAAUGGGGAGCUGAAGCGCUAACAGCACUUAUUAAAGCCGGCCUGGCCUACAACCACGACCCUCCACUUUCCCAGAAUCAGCGUCUGCAGCUUCUGUUGCUCAACCCUUUGAAGGAAUUGUCCAAUGUGCUGCAUGCAGACAUCCGUCAGAAGCAACUGGAAAGUGUCUUACAGAUCCUUCAGAGUCAGGGUGACAGUCUAGGGCCCGGCUGGCCGCUGGUGCUGGGUGUAAUAGGUGCCAUCCGCAAUGACCAAGGCGAGUCGCUGAUCAGAACAGCCUUCCAGUGCCUGCAGUUGGUGGUUACAGAUUUCUUACCCACCAUGCCUUGCACGUGCCUCCAGAUUGUUGUGGAUGUAGCUGGAAGCUUUGGUUUGCAGAACCAAGAACUAAACAUUAGCCUCACAUCCAUUGGCCUUUUGUGGAACAUUUCAGACUACUUCUUCCAAAGAGGGGAAUCUAUCAUACAGGAGUUGGAGAAAGAGGAAGCAGCUCUUCAGAAACAGGCCCAGGAGAAAGGGGAGACUCUGAACAGGCCCUUCCACCCCGCACCUCCUUUCGACUGCCUGUGGCUGUGCCUUUACGCCAAGCUAGGAGAGCUGUGUGUCGACCCACGGCCAGCUGUUAGAAAAAGCGCCGGGCAGACGUUGUUCUCCACCAUUGCUGCUCACGGGACCCUGCUGCAGCAGCCAACAUGGCACAUUGUUGUCUGGAAGGUGCUGUUCCAUCUGUUGAACCGUGUGAGAACGUCGUCCACCACAGCAGACAAGGAGAAGAUUGAAUCUGGCGGGGGCAACAUUCUCAUCCACCACUCGCGUGACACAGCGGAGAAACAGUGGGCAGAGACAUGGGUGCUGACAUUAGCCGGAGUGGCCCGUAUCUUCAACACCAGGAGGUAUCUUCUACAGCAGCUGGGUGAGCAACUCAUCGACAUCGGUGAUUUCUUCGAGGCCUGGGAGGUUCAGCUGAACCACAUUCAAUCUGCUGCUCUAAGCAAAAACAACGAAGUCUCCCUGGCUGCCCUCAAGAGCUUCCAGGAGAUCCUUCAGAUCGUUACACCUGUGAAAGACUCGGACAAAGUGGGUGACGCACUCGCAGCUAUGGGCGUGCCCCCUGUGCUCAUCGACCCCCUCUCAGCAUCUGGCCCAGGCAGACCCCUGGUACGUUCAGACUCUUUAGUGGAGCGGCUGACGCGUUAUAAUGGCGCUGAGCUGCAGAAUCCUCCACCAGGAGAGGAGUCAGCUUUGGAGGACUCGGCGUUGUGGUGGUCAGCGUGGAACACCUGGUACCGAACAGGGACGGACUGCACGAGGCCCCCAAGUGGGCCAACCGAGAAGUUCUCUUUUAUCCCCAGCCAGCCGUUCCUCACGGCGUUGAUCCAGAUUUUUCCAGCACUCUACCAGCACAUCAAGGCCAAAUUUAGCAUGGAUGAACUGAAGAAGCUAGGAGUCAUCCUGCAUGGGGCCGUGUCAGUGCCCAUCAGCAGUGAUGCCUCACCUUUCAUCCUUCCUUCCUACACUGAGGCAGUUCUCACCAGCCUGCAGGAGGCUGUACUCACAGCUUUAGAUGUUCUGCAGAAGGCCAUCUGCGUAGGCCCGGAGAACCUGCAGGUUAUGUACCCGGCCAUCUUUGAACAGCUGCUACUCUUCGUGGAGUUCUCCUGCAAGCCUCCUCAGUACGGCAGGGUGGAAACCAAACACGUGGCCAAUGCCAAAUACAACCAGAUCCAGCUGUUUGCACCGGCCGAGUGGGUUGCCUUAAACUAUGUGCCCUUCGCUGAGCGCUCGCUGGAGGUGCUGGUGGACCUUUACCAUAAAACAGCGUGCCACAAAGCCGUCAUCAAUGAGAAAGUUCUGCAGAACAUUAUCAAGACCUUGAGAAUGCCUCUGGGUCUGAAGUACGCCUGUCCAUCAGAGACCACCUGGAAGCUCGCUGUGUCGUCGCUGCUCAAAGUUUUGUCCAUUGGACUGCCUGUGGCCCGACAGCACGCCUCGUCGGGGAAAUUUGAAACCAUGUGGCCAGAGUUGGCCAACACUUUUGAAGAUUUUCUUUUCACCAAAAGCACACCUCCAGAUAACCUCUCCAUCCAGGAAUUUCAGAAGAAUGAAGCUAUUGACGUAGAGGUAGUCCAACUUAUCAGCACAGAGAUUUUACCUUUUGCCAAUUUCAUCCCCAAAGACUUUGUGGGUCAGAUCAUGACUAUGCUCAACAAAGGUUCUAUUCACUCACAGUCUCCCUCAUUCACAGAGGCUGAGAUCGAUGUGCGGAUGAGGGAGGAGUUCUCCAAGGUAUGUUUUGAGACCCUGUUGCAGUUUUCCUUCAGCAACAAGGUCUCCACCCCACAGGAGGGCUACAUAUCCCGUAUGGCACUUUCAGUACUACUCAAAAGGUCACAGGAUGUUCUACGACGCUACGUGGAAGACGAGAGGUUGAGUGGACGCUGCCCCCUGCCCAGGCAACAAGUGACAGAGAUAAUCUUUGUCCUUAAAGCCAUCAGUACUUUGAUGGACUCUCUCAAAAAGACGCAGCCAGAGAACGUGGACGGCAAUACUUGGGCCCAGGUGAUCGCCCUGUAUCCAACCCUCGUGGAGUGCAUCACAUGUUCCUCCACGGAAGUGAGCUCGGCUCUGAAGGAGGCCCUGGGCCCCUUUAAAGACUUUAUGCAGCCGCCUGUGUCCAGAGUCCAAAAUGGAGAGUCCUGACUGGGCUGGUGCUGAGCUCUGUUUUUUUCAAUAUAAUUAAGAUGAAGAAGAAGAAGAAGUCUUUGAAUGUGUCUUCUUCACCCAUGUGCUUCAGAAGUGCACAGACAUGAAUUUGUCUACGAUGACAUAAAGAUGGGAGGUCUGCUCAGACCCUGUAUACAACCAUGUCCCUCGUUAGUCCUCAUCGUACGCUUCUCAUCAUCAUGCCUUCACCUCUUCCACUUUCAUUCAGACUGGCUCCACACACAGUUAAAACAAUUAAUGAAAAAGAAAAUCAGCUGUUGCCCCUGGAUGUGUGGUGACCUUGAUUAAAAAAAAACACAAAAAAAAACAAACGUGGGGCGGUGUUGGUCUUACAUGCAAAAACUGACCCUUUUGUGACAUUUUCAACAGUGAGGAUUUUAUGCAAGUAAAUAAAUAAAUCUGACUGUAACAUUCCAUGUCACCUCAAGCCAGCCAUCUGAGGAGGGAUGUAUUUGCCUGUAUAAAAAUAAAUGGGACGAUUGUACAAUUA
This is a messenger RNA of Cynoglossus semilaevis (tongue sole), 6072 nucleotides long. It is a transcript of the gene mon2, whose product is annotated as MON2 homolog, regulator of endosome-to-Golgi trafficking. The record is from RefSeq and is a predicted model, not a curated record. Lineage: Eukaryota; Metazoa; Chordata; Actinopteri; Pleuronectiformes; Cynoglossidae. Bases 405 to 5558 code for a protein of 1717 amino acids. The transcript is spliced from 36 exons.